AUGGCCAUUCCCAAGCCGACAGUAAAACAGAAGAAACGGAGCAAGAAGUUUGUGGCGAGAAAGGAUGAGAAAAACCCGAAGCCGACCCAAGCCGGGUCGCCUGGGAUCUGGAAGAUAUUCGGAUUUGGGUCGUUUAAAUUGGCCUCGUCGUCGGCUCCAGGGCGGAAGAGGAGAUCCAACAGUACUUCCAACGUCGACAACUUAUUUGUCUCCAACAAACUUGGCGGGGAAAGGGGACGGUGGCGGCAUCGACACAGUCGCUGA
Molecule: messenger RNA, 264 nt
Organism: Linum trigynum
Lineage: Eukaryota; Viridiplantae; Streptophyta; Magnoliopsida; Malpighiales; Linaceae
Source: the annotation of a GenBank genome assembly